AUGUUCAGACAGCUCACCAGACUCAAUCCCCUCGGUCCGACAGCGAGGCACACGCGCUUCCUCUCCCAGAGCGUCGCUACCCGCCAGCCCGCAUCACCACCAUCUGCUCCACCCGGCGCGUCGUCAGAAGUCACGUUUGUUCGCUACCCGUGGUUUUUGCGCCGAAACUCGCGCGGCUCCCUCCCUGUCUACACAGACAUACGCAACGGUGGCACCCGCUAUCUCGUCCUCAUCCGGCACGUCGAGGGCCAAGCCAACGCCCUGGCAGAGGAACUCAAACGGACAUUGUUCCAGCCCGGAACGCCGGAAGCGCAGCGGCUUCAGGUCUCCGUCGACCACUCCCAGCGGCACGUCGUGAUCAAGGGCGGCCAAUGGAAGAACGACGUGAUGCAAUGGCUCAAAGACCGAGGCUUCUGA
Coniophora puteana RWD-64-598 SS2 is the source of this 417-nucleotide messenger RNA. RefSeq lists its product as uncharacterized. Gene Ontology annotation, cellular component: ribosome; mitochondrial large ribosomal subunit. The record is from RefSeq and is a predicted model, not a curated record. Gene Ontology annotation, molecular function: structural constituent of ribosome. The transcript is spliced from 2 exons. Gene Ontology annotation, biological process: translation. NCBI's taxonomy places the organism in Eukaryota, Fungi, Basidiomycota, Agaricomycetes, Boletales, Coniophoraceae. Bases 1 to 417 code for a protein of 138 amino acids.